UUCAUUUGAAUCAUUUAUUUUACUCACAGAUGUCAAUAACAUGUCAUGGUAGUAAUAUCAAGGUAAAUAAUUCUGGUUUGAAAAGCACACAUUUAGUAGGCAUGUUAUUAGACUCUCCAUAACAUGUCUACCAGACUGUAGUAAUGGUGAUGUUCUGCAGUGUUUAACACCAAUCCAGCUCAGGUGUGUGUAGAUUAACCGUAGUGACUCUGUGUGUGUGUGUGUUCAGGUGCGCUGGAUGAUGUACUGGAUUGUAUUUGCCUUGUAUACAGUCGUGGAGACAAUCACUGACCUGACUGUAGCUUGGUUCCCUCUGUACUACGAGCUGAAGAUAGCCUUUGUGAUCUGGCUGCUGUCGCCUUACACCAGAGGAGCAAGUCUCAUUUACAGGAAGUGUCUGCACCCCCUGCUGUCCUCCAGAGAGAGAGAAAUAGAUGAAUAUAUCGUGCAGGCCAAAGAGAGAAGCUAUGAGACCAUGGUGAACUUUGGCAAGCAGGGAUUAAGUAUUGCAGCUACGGCUGCUGUCUCUGCUGCUGUCAAGGGUCAGGGAGCCAUAACAGAGAAGCUGCGCAGCCUGAGCAUGCAUGAUCUGACGCAGAUCGGCCAGCAGGACGACAGAGGAAACCAGCUGUACCCGUACAACCCCCACUCAGCUAACCCGGCCUCCAGGAGGUCCCAGAACACCGACCCAGCCUCCAGAGAUGAGUACUAUUAUGAGCAGGAGGAUGGGUCUGAUGACGAGGCUGAGCCAACGUUCUCUGAAGAUGAGGCCGUCAGUCAGAAAGGACUAAGACGUUCCCAGAGCGUCAAGAUCACAAGAUCCAGAGUCCGCAAAGAUCAGCUUCGUUAUGGAUCACUGAAGAUCAAAGGCAAGAAGAGGCCUGCGCUGAACUCUGUGAACUACGGCACGUCAUGAGACCCUGCAGAGCUGCCUGCUGAUUGGUGGAUGAUCUUGUUUUCCCACUCUGACGGUUCACUGUGCUGGACUCUAUGUGAUGACCAGUCUGGUGACAUAUUUAUUACCUGCGGCUCAGAGCGUUUCCCCUCAGUGUUUUCCAGGGGUAUUAUCGUCUAUCUGUCGUCUCUCACUAGGACUGAUGGAUUUUUAUUGGAGUGGGAAAUAUCUUGUCUUUAUAUUUUAGACACAUUCCUCAUCAUCUGCUCUUUCACUUAAUAUGAAUAACAUGGUACCACUGUGGCUUGGCGAUUUCAAAUGUUGCUAAUAGCUUUAGUGUUAAUUUUAUGCUACUGCUUUCCAAAAUAUCUGACUCCAUAAUCAGAAUAAAAUAUUAUUUUCAUCAUCUGAAA
Molecule: messenger RNA, 1308 nt
Organism: Poecilia latipinna (sailfin molly)
Lineage: Eukaryota; Metazoa; Chordata; Actinopteri; Cyprinodontiformes; Poeciliidae
Gene: reep3b
Product: receptor accessory protein 3b
Exons: 6
Coding region: 239-916 (225 amino acids)
Biological process (GO): endoplasmic reticulum tubular network organization
Cellular component (GO): endoplasmic reticulum membrane; endoplasmic reticulum tubular network; cytoplasmic microtubule
Molecular function (GO): microtubule binding
Source: RefSeq, a predicted model, not a curated record